Messenger RNA from Acanthopagrus latus (yellowfin seabream), 1820 nucleotides. RefSeq names its product interactor of constitutive active ROPs 2, chloroplastic-like. NCBI's taxonomy places the organism in Eukaryota, Metazoa, Chordata, Actinopteri, Spariformes, Sparidae. The transcript has 2 exons. Bases 153 to 1373 code for a protein of 406 amino acids. The record is from RefSeq and is a predicted model, not a curated record.
GUUUGCAGGACAACACUUCUUCAGUCCGAUCUUUCAUCGAACGCAGACACAUCCGUGUUAUCGUGAGAAAGCAAAGUGAGGAACAAGGUGACGGUAUUUGUUUAUCAGAGAAAACAGUAUUUUUCUGAGACAGAAAAUACCAGCCGACCGAAAUGGAGAACUCUUGCGAGCGCCCCACAGACAUGUCUCGGGAGAGACUUAUCCAAGAGCUCGAAAACACCAGAGAGCAGCUGAAAAAGCAGAAAACCCUGAAAGAAAUGUACAUCAAUCGGGGUAAAGAGACCACCAGAGAGCUGGAGCGGCUGAGAAAGUACAGCGAUGAUGCAACUCUCAGCAGCGCAAAGAUAGCUACUCAGGUGAGGGACAACACCAGACAGAAGAAGAAGAAGGAUCUUCAUAAAGAUUACGAGGAGCUGAAGGUUGCCCAUUUAAUCAAUGAGGAGAAAUAUCAAGCUGACCUCCAGGCGGAGAAGGACAAGAACAGUCUUCUUCAGAAAGAACUGUAUCAGAUCAGUGUUUCCUACAAUGAGCUCAGACUCAGGUAUGAGACUGAUGUCAUUGAAGUCAGACAGCAGGUUGAGACUCUACAACACGAGCUUCAGGGCGAAGCCCAGCAAAGAAAACUCCUUCAACAACAACACAAGGAGCUGGAAAUAGCACAAGCAUCCAGCCAGGACAAGUUUACUGCUGAGCUCCAGGUGGAGCAGCAGAAGAACAACCUUCUCCAAGACAAACUGGACAGAAUCAGCCAAGAGUAUGAAUCUGAAGUCGUCACUGUGAGACAGCAGGCUGAAAGUCUGCAGCGGGAGUUUGAAAAAGAAGUCAAGGCUCACGCAGACACAGUGUUGAGAGACUUGCAGGUCAUUACCAACUUGAAGGCUGAGCAGGACGACCUCCGUCACAGCAUGACAGAGGAAAUCAACAAUCUCAAGCAAAAGACCCUGGAGAAAGAGGAACAUUAUGAGAGACAACUGGAGGAGCUGAAAACUCAGCUUACUGUUCAGGUCGCUCUCAGCCUUGUCCUCUCCACAGAGCUUAAGGCGUUGAAGGAAGCUGAAAUCCCGGAGGAGAAGCCGUGCGAGCAGGAGUCCACUGCUACUACCUCAGCCCCCGAACUUCUGGAGGUGACCAACAUCCCCAAGGAGAAGUCGUGCGAGCAGGAGUCCAUCGAUACUGUUUCGGCCCCUGAACUUCUGGAGGUGACCAAAAUCCCCGAAGAGAAGGCGUGUGAGCAGGAGUCCAUCACUACUGCCCCGGCCCCAGACGUGACUCAAGUCUCCGAGGAGACUCACACAGCCAAACCAAAAAAGUCUUCCUGGAAAAGAGUCCGCCACUUUCUAGGAUUGAGGAAACCACAGAAGUGGAAGAAGUGAGAUGGCUUCAACAACUCAAGCUGUCACAAUCGCCAUCGAACAUCAACAUCAAUAACAUCUCUACUGUGGACAGCCAGUAGAUACCACAUGUCAUCUGUGGUCGGGCAUGGGUUGGCACUACAUCAGUGUUACCUCCAAACAGCAGCACACUCUUGCAGACAUAGUACGAGGAGCUAAUCAGAAAUGCUUCCCAUACUGUGUCUUUUAGACGAGCUACAUGUGUGCUGUCUGUGUGGAUAUUCUGGUGUAAGUUUAAUCCAUGGUCUUACACAUCGUGACACAGAGCAAGACCCCCCCCCGAGAGAUCAAGUUAGCCAACCGCUAGUUUACGUAGUUUUCGCAACCUCAGAAAUGACUGCACGAUAACAAUACAUUGCAGUAUACGCCUCCAGCAAGAAACUGCCAGCAGAAAGCCACAAAUGAUGCUCAGAACAGCACCAAACUUCA